AGAAGAAGAAAGGAAAAAGAAGAGAAGCCCAACGCGGAAGUUCCUCGCACAUUGAGGACGGCUCUCAGCAUCCAGACCCUCUCCGUUAGAAACCCUACCUUCCUCUAUAUUCACAUUUACUAACGUUCAUCUACAGGCCGUGGUCAGCAUGUGCCACCGCGGUUAGCUGCGGAGUGAUGGAGGCGGCGCGGUGCGGCUCUUUCUGUCUGCGGAGGCUCUUCUGAUGCACUAUGAUCCCUGUGCCUCUGCUGGUGUGUGUGAUGGCAGGCUGGUGUGCUGUCUAUCUCACCGACACACUGCUGAGGUCGUCAGUGACGCACCGGAUCAGAUACGAGUCAUGGUUGGCGAGUCGAGGGCUGAUGUUGUCUCCUUUCCAUGUGAGAUGGCAAACCACCAUGUUCAACCGGCUGUUUGCGUACUGCGCCCGCAUCAACCCCCGAGCCCUCUACCUGUGGUUCAGCAGCGGUCUGGUGUUUGGUAUAAUUUCCAUGGUGGGGUCGGUGGUGCUGCUGACGAAGACGCUGCAGCAGACGCUCGCUCAGAUGACCACAGACAACCCUCGGAUAGGAAGUCAGCAGGCCCUGCAGGUGGUGGUCCCUGGUGUCAAUCUGCCCACCAGUCAACUGGCCUACUUCUUCACUGCCCUGCUGCUCAGCGGAGUCAUACAUGAGCUGGGCCACGCCGUGGCAGCAUUGAGGGAGCAAGUACGAGUAAACGGCUUCGGCAUGUUUGUGUUUGUGGUGUACCCCGGUGCGUUUGUGGACCUCUUCACCACACACCUCAACCUCAUAUCCCCCACUCAGCAGCUCCGCAUCUUCUGUGCCGGAGUGUGGCACAACUUUGUUCUGUGUGUGGCAGCAUUAGCCUUCCUCUUCCUGUUGCCCCUCUUUCUCCUCCCUGCGUACUCCACCGGCGGCGGGGCGUUGGUCACCGAGGUUGUCCAGGGCUCUGCUGCUGACGGUCCCCGGGGUCUCUCUGUUGGGGACAUAGUGACGGGCCUGGAGGACUGUCCGGUCCGGGGAGUGGAGGACUGGAGCAGCUGCCUGUCUCACCUCUCUUACACCCCACAGACUGGAUACUGUGUCCCUGUCGCCAGCCUGCAGCCCAGCUGGGCCCACGGUCGAGCUUUCAAGCGUUUGGAUGGAACGAUGGACUGCUGCAGCAACAACAGCCUGACAGACCUCUGUUUCUCUUACAUGAAACCACAGGGCAAAAACAGCAGAGAGAGAGAGUACGCCUGUAUGCCGGUGCGUAAGAUGGUGACGGGGACGUGGGUGUGUCGUACCGACGACGACUGCACCGCACACUCCCACACUGCCAGCGUUUGCGUUACGCCCUCUCUGGAGAACCAGACCCGCUUCAUCCGUGUCACACACCCGCCCAACACACACAUGCUGUUCGUGGGGUAUCCGCCGCACCUUCAGUACUCUGUGAGUCUGACCAACUUUGUGCCCCGCUUUGGUUUCCUCCACCUGGAUCUGCCCGUCUUCUUAGAGACCUUCUGCAAAUAUGUGGUGUCCCUCUCUGGCGCGUUAGCAGUCGUAAACUCAGUGCCGUGCUUCGCUCUCGACGGUCAGUGGAUGCUAAACGCCCUGCUGGAGGCCACGCUGGUUACUGUGGUAACAGACCGUCAAAAGCGCGAGCUGAUUGGUUUCUUCCUGCUGCUGGCAGGCAGCGCCCUGCUGGCGGCCAACGUGGCUCUGGGCCUGUGGAUGGUCACGGCGCGGUAGCCACAGCGGUUAGCUGCCCUGGCAAGACAAAAACUAAAUGAAUAAACCCCCAUGUGGACUGAGAGUUGUUCUCUCAGGAUGUGUUUGACACAUGUGGACCAUUAAACUGUGAACAUACAGGGGGACUGCAUUACCCAGCAGUACAGCCCAAUUUGUGGAGACUGUUGAGCAGAAUAUUACUCUGCCUUUAACGCUUUACUGGACCACCAGGGAAAACUUUAAACAACUGACUUCCACCUUGUUGCCGCCAUAUACACAAAAGCACAUAUUCAAAUAAAUAAUGCACUUGCUGUAAAGCACUGUCCUAUGCGACCGUUUACAAAGACUGCACAAUCUUUCCAAAUCUUGAUAUCUGUACUGUGUUUGUGUAUGUGUAAGUUGGACAGAAAACGGUUAUGAUUUUUCAAGGGAUUGAUUCCAAAAUGCCAUAUUUCCUCUGUUGGAACCACAGGGAGGUUUUGUCUGCCUCGGCUUUCAGUGUGUUGCAGAGAGAACAAAACGAAUCCAAGCCAUCUUUGGAUAAAAAAAAGUUUAAAAAGCCUUCAUUUUAUCAGCAAACGCAUGGCAACACCUACAUCUUUAACUCCAUAUCACUGUUGGAAAAACUUUGCUACCUAUUAUUCAAAUUAAAAGAACUGCGUCCUUAUGAGCAAAUACACAAGGUUGUUAAUUAAAUAGAUUGUCAUUGCAACCUUUUUAAAGGUGGGUAUCCUACAACUUCAAGUGUCUUCUCCUCGGGCAUUGUAGUGGGAAAACUUUUUUCCCACCUUUUUCUCAAAGUGUAAGUUUCAUUUUUAUUCUCUCGGCCUGUCACUGUCUGUGAUCUGAUUUGUCAAAACUGUGGAAUAAAGGACUAAUUUUAUUUAAGAGCUUUCUUUAAAGCCGUUCUUAAUUAAUAAAAUAAUUUUGUUCUGUUUAA
Dicentrarchus labrax (European seabass) is the source of this 2649-nucleotide messenger RNA. It is a transcript of the gene mbtps2, whose product is annotated as membrane-bound transcription factor peptidase, site 2. The transcript has 11 exons. Bases 231 to 1730 code for a protein of 499 amino acids. Gene Ontology annotation, molecular function: protein binding; metalloendopeptidase activity. Gene Ontology annotation, cellular component: membrane; cytoplasm. Gene Ontology annotation, biological process: regulation of response to endoplasmic reticulum stress; membrane protein intracellular domain proteolysis. NCBI's taxonomy places the organism in Eukaryota, Metazoa, Chordata, Actinopteri, Moronidae. The record is from RefSeq and is a predicted model, not a curated record.